This is a messenger RNA of Clavispora lusitaniae ATCC 42720, 3477 nucleotides long. RefSeq lists its product as uncharacterized. Lineage: Eukaryota; Fungi; Ascomycota; Pichiomycetes; Serinales; Metschnikowiaceae. Gene Ontology annotation, molecular function: protein binding. Gene Ontology annotation, cellular component: GATOR2 complex; cytosol; vacuolar membrane. The record is from RefSeq and is a predicted model, not a curated record. Gene Ontology annotation, biological process: positive regulation of TORC1 signaling; positive regulation of macroautophagy.
AUGGUAUCCAGUCUCGCACGGUACGCCUUCAACAUCUAUGGCGAUACGCGGCCCCGCGAGCGGCCCCGCCGCCUUGAGUAUCCAUGCGAACGAGAGCUCACUUGCUUGUCGCAGCUCCAGCGACCGGGCCAGCCGCCCGUGGUCAUUCUAGGCGGAAAAAACUGCUUGCGCAUGUUGGCCCUCAACGCAGACAAUACCGCUGUUGUGGCGGACUCCAGCAUUGUCGACCUGGCGCGGACGCCGCAGAAACUCUUUUCUGUGAACACGCUCAAGUGCACCUCAGAUCUUGUGGCAUGCGGCCUAGCGAAUGGCACAGUCCAGGUGUACCAAGUAACCCUGGGCGGGAAAAACAGGUUGGCCUACAAGCUCCAGGACCACAAGCGGGUGGUGAAUUCGUUGGACUUUGUCGAUGACAGUGUGCUAGUGUCCGGGUCGCAAGACGGAACAGUCAAGGUGUGGGAUCUCCGCACGUUUUCGCCGCGACCGGUGAUGCAGCUCGCGGCGUCGCACCAUUCGGACCCAGUGCGGUCGUGCCAGGCUUCGGCGCACUGCCGCGUGCGCGGGAAAACCACCGUCUUGUCUGUCCACGACUCGGGCGCCUUGUGCAAGUUUGACUUGCGCGCCACUGCGGGCGUUGGUGCGGGCGUUGGUGCGGGCGCUGGUGCGGGCGCGCUUCUCCCGGAGCGUAAAUGGACCUUCCACUCGGGCCCGGCGCUCUCGUUGCACAUCCAUCCCGACGCCGAAUACGUGCUCACGGGCGGGCGCGACCGCAAAAUCUGCGUGUGGCACUACGGCGAGGCGGGUCUGCACUCUGUUGCGCCGCUCCUGAUUGUCAACACCUACGGCCCGGUGAUGAAAGUGCGGUGGUGCACGGUGGCCGCGCAGGACCCGGUCGAGCCCACGCUUGACUUGCCCGACGCGCCCGAUCCACUGUGUCUCUACAAUUACGACUUUGCGUGUCUGUAUUUAAAUGAUGACGCGACAAUCUCGGUGUAUAACUUGCGGCGGCGGUAUAUCCCCAAGGCGGUGGUGGCGUCGCCAAUGCGGAAACCGGUGCAGAACUUUGUGUGGGUGGCGCUGCGCACCGACCGCCGCCUUUUCUCCAUCUCGAAGGCCAAUGUGCUAGUCGCACAUGACUUGGACGUCAACGAUGUGGACAUCACGCGCCCGUUGGACAACAUGCCUGCAGUAGCUACCGCCUGGCGCCCUGGCUACGCCAACGUGAGCAUUGUCAGCCAGCACAAGAAUGACUUUGAGCUCGGCGACCCGGUCGCAGACUCGCGCGAUACGUCUUUCGACGACACCAGGGACGAUCUUCUGCAUCUGCGCAGCACACCGCCAAAGGAACGCCCGCCUAUAGUACGCCAGAGCACACAGUUCACCGUGGCACUGCUCAAGUCACAGUCGCCCGUGUUGCACCAGCGAGGCAUGGAUUCGUCUGUGCGCGACUCGUCGGCCCGCGCAAUGGAUCUUUCUGGGCGCGGCUUGGACCUUCCCCCGCCUGUGCGCCCGAGCCUCCCGCGCAAUCCUUCGCAGUCCACCCAAGGUUCGCAGUCGCUGGGCGCAGCCCAUUCCAAAUCGCUUCCUCAUGCACCUUCGCCGUACGUGGCAGCACUUUCGGUCCCCAUCCCUCUCGCAGAUGAUACUGUGUUUGAUAUCCUUGCUGCAGAGUACCACAUCUCCGUCCCCGAUGGCUUUUCCCUAUUGGAUGUAUGUCAGAUGAACGCACGGGUAGCUGCCAGCGUGAGCCGGUACCGGGACUGCGAAAUCUGGCGCAUGCUUGGCGUGCUGUUGGAGCAAGAAUUUGAGGAACACCAGUUCGACGACCCGAGGUUCGAUGGCCAAUUUGAAGACCAGCAUACAGAUCCGCAAAAUGCCUCCGGUAGUCAACAUUCUGAGAAGGACAUAGACACCAAAUCCGUCUCUUCGUACUUGGGCAACUUUGUUGGCUCUUUCAACUCAAACUCCACCCUGACAACAAAUUAUGGUGGCCCGCACCGCAGCGACAGCGCUACAUCUAUGAAUAAGGCUCUUUUCGGUUCCAAGGAAAGAGAAGGGAAGGAAGGGAAGGACAUAAAGCAUGGUAAGCGGGAAAAGGAGAUUGAGCAAGGACUUGAAUCUCCUAAAGAGCUUAACCCUCUUUCAACUAGGCGGAAAGAUCUGGAUUCGAAGGCGAACAAUGCCGACUCAUCAGCAUUAGACAAGCCAGGAGACAAAUCUCUUGAUCGAUCUGCUCUCGACAGAUCAGCGCCCACUCUGUUCAGAAACAAACUGCUCUUGCAGACAUCUGAUGGCGAGACGCCUAAAGACAACAAUUUGAGCGAUGAGAUCCACGCAUACGAACCGAGAAACAAUCUUUCGACAAAAGUAUCUUUAUCGACAAUGUCGUCGCAGAAGCUGAAGGCUAUAGAUAUUAAAGCACCCAGGCGUUACAGCAACAAUGCUAUGCUGGCUAGCAUGUCACCUGAAAUAUUUGCUUCCAGUGAAUCACCUCUUAAGCAUAUCGCAAAAUUGUCGCCCAGCCGUUCCCAGACAGGUCAUUCAUGGUCUAUUCCCCUGAGCUCACAUGACCUCGAUGAUGAGAAUAUGCCGGCUAGCGUUAGUGGAUCACUUGCUUCUUCGGGGUAUAUGGGUGGGCCGGACUCUAGAUCAGGCAUCACCGGCACUUCAUUUCAUUCAAAUCCACGGUCCCAUCCCUCUUUCCUGUCGCAUAGGAGCUCUUUAACCUCUGGCCGUUCUUCUUUUGUAACCAAUAGGUCUGGUUUCUAUUCUCUGCAAGUGCAACCUGCUCCGCAAUUAUUGGAGAAGGUAGAAGAAUUCAGCAUCAGUAGCGCAGAACCUAAGACUUCGGAGCUCACCAAAGCAAUGAGAAAGAAAAAGUUUUCUUAUGAGGAGCUCGAAUCAUCUGAAGCAAAUGAGAAACCUUGGAGCUUGAUCAACCUUUUGGAAAAAGCCGUUAUUUAUGCAAGAGAUCAAGGUGACUUGGUAAUGUGCUGCACCCUCAUUCUUCUUUUCCAUGACUUGUUCAAGAAGAUAUUUUCCAACCGUAUAUUAUCCGACAACGCUUGUUUGGAGUGCUUAGCUCUUUACGUUGAUACGCUCCGUGGAAAAUGUCUAUUUACUACUGCUGUGAAUGUAGUGAAGGAAGCACCUUCGAGUUUGAAUUAUAAACUCGCCGUUUAUGCCAGCAAGGACGUUGAUAUGAGAUAUUAUUGUUGUUGGUGCGAAAAGCUCCUAGUCAACGAAACUUCCAAAGCAAAAUUUGGCCCAAACAGCGAAAAUUUCGGAUACUGGUAUUGUGACAGCUGCUCACGCCGGCAGCUGAACUGUAUCUAUUGUGGUGAACCAUGCCGAGGACUCACAGUCGUGGUAAGCUUGAAUUGUGGUCAUAGAGGACACUUUGGAUGUUUACAGGAAUGGUUUCUUGAUGAGCAGAGCACAGGGUGCCCCGGUGGAUGUGAGUAUGUGAUGGAUUAA